Molecule: messenger RNA, 1032 nt
Organism: Saccoglossus kowalevskii
Lineage: Eukaryota; Metazoa; Hemichordata; Enteropneusta; Harrimaniidae
Source: RefSeq, a predicted model, not a curated record
UGGCGGCUGAACCAAACAACUCUAACAUGGAUGUCAACAAAGUUGUUCGCGCUCAGGCAAUAUGGAGAGGAGCACUGGUAAGAAAAUACUUCAGACAAAUAAGACAUUCUUAUGAGGAAAUUGUACAAGAAAUUGACAAUGAUCAAAAGGAAGUGGGUGUUGAGUGGACGUCUUCGUUAGUGUGUAAACCGAAGGUAUAUUUUGGAAAGAAGCCGCAGAAACGUGACAAUGUGGGGAGAGUUUGUGGUAUUUCUUCUACUCUGGGUCAGGUAGUGUCUGUGAUACCAAUGGCAGAACAACCUUUCAAUGUUGUUUUUGAUGAAACUUUAGAUUGUAAUGAAGACAGCGGAAAUGAGGAACAAAUGAAUAAUGUAGAAAAUGAUGUGUAUCAAGAUUGUGGGCUUCAAACUCCCAGCCCCGGAGGCUUAAAUGGCAGGAGGAUUCUGGGGGAAAUUAAGGAUUCUCCAGGAAUUGACGAAAAAUCUGGUAGUGAGAGCAAUUUACUUGGCGCAUUUAGGAAUUCUCAAGUGGAUAAAGAAAAUCAGAGUCCAGUUCCACAAAUUCAAGCAAGAAUUCACAGUGACAUUGGUUUUGAGAUACAUUUGAUGCUGAGAAUCAAGAUGAACUUGAGGAUGGGAGAGAUGAACAGACAGGUGAUGUAGAAGAAAAGGUUCUCUUGAGUGAGGAAGAAAAACCUGAGGAACAUGUGAUGAAUUCUGAUAAGGGUAGCAUUAGUGAUGCUGCAUGUAGUGAUGAAAAUGUCAGUCAAUUACAAAUAGAAAUACCAGCUGGGAGUGAGGACGAUAAAAACUUGUCUAAUGGUGAUCUGCAAAGUGAAUCAGAGACACCAAAGAAGAAAACAGACAAUGUAAUGGAAGUGACGAAGGAUGGUGAUGUGACGUCCCUCUGGGGUACUGAGAAGUCAUUCGUCAUGACAGAUGAUGUAAUGUAUCUGAUAAUGUGAAGGAAUUGCAACAAUUAAGAAGUAACGUAGCCAUGGAGUUAUUAUGGGUACAACAAGCUAUAGUCAGC